Parathielavia appendiculata is the source of this 566-nucleotide messenger RNA. RefSeq lists its product as uncharacterized. The coding region runs from base 137 to 502 and encodes 121 amino acids. The transcript has 4 exons. NCBI's taxonomy places the organism in Eukaryota, Fungi, Ascomycota, Sordariomycetes, Sordariales, Chaetomiaceae. The record is from RefSeq and is a predicted model, not a curated record.
ACGCGGAGUGAAAGCGACACCAGCAGGGCGAACUGUAAUCGCCCAUUGCAAUUGAGGGAUUGCGGUUGCGAUUGCGAUCGCGGUUAACCGAUUGAACAACAGUUGAGAAGGGAACCAGACAACAGAGUUUCCCAUCAUGCCGCAGGAUAUGCCGCCUGCUGGCGGCUAUGAGGCCGUUCAGUACAAGCGAAACCUCCCCUCGCGCGGCCUGUUCCGUCCGGGCCCGCUGCUCGCCGGUGGUGCCGUCUUGAUGCUCUUUGGCUGGUACAAGCUGGUUGUCGGCAUCCGCGAGCAAAAUGAACUGGCCCGCGAAAAGAUGUGGUCGCGCAUCCAUCUCAUCCCGCUCCUCCAGGCCGAAGAGGACCGCGACCAGGUGCGGAGGCACCUGGCUGACCAGGCGAGGGAAAAGGAGCUUUUGGGGGAGAAUGUGCGCGUCUAUCACUCCGACCGUUUUGUCCGGCCCACAUUCGGCGUGACGCCGGGGACAGUUACCAAGGAGUAAGCGAAGUGUUGGCUGGGGCAGGCGGGGGAGUAAGGGGCAAAGGAACCGGAGACUACAGUUCUAA